Molecule: messenger RNA, 551 nt
Organism: Bursaphelenchus okinawaensis
Lineage: Eukaryota; Metazoa; Nematoda; Chromadorea; Rhabditida; Aphelenchoididae
Source: the annotation of a GenBank genome assembly
AUGUCACAGAUAGAGAAUUUAACUCAAUUGAAAGAGUUUUUGAGUGUCUAUAACACUUUGACAGAACGUUGUUUUGGAUCGUGUGUGAGAGACUUUAGCACAAAUCAGUUACUGCCCAUUGAAGCUAAGUGUACACAAGAAUGUAAGUUUUUUUCUUUAUUUGAUUUUGUUUUUUACGAGUUUAGAAAGCGUAUCCGUUAUGAUUUGACUAUUUUUUGUCGUUUUUGUAUAAUAUUUCCUCAACAAAGUAUUCAUUUAUUAUACCAUGAAUCUCUAAAUUGUUAUGCAGUUAUUGAUAAUGUUAUGCAUUCGCAUAUUUUUUAGGUAUUGACAAACAAAUGCGAGUUAAUCGUCGUUUAAUGGUCGUUUUUGCUGAUUUGGCCCCAAAGAUGUUAUUCAAGCAGCAAGAAGCGAUGCAACAACAGCAGCAGCAACCAGUAGCGCCACCAACCACACCUCCUGCAGCUGCAGAUAAAGUAAAACCAGUACCAGUAGCACCAGCAGUAGAACAAAGCGCAAAACUAACAGCUGAUGUACCUGCCAAAACGUGA